GUAGAUAUGAGCCGUGAUAAUUAAUGUUAUUUGUGUUGUCUAUACUUUACGUAACCGACAGUGAGACACGCCCCUAAACAAAUGCUUAAGUGUACUGUCCAAUUUCUUGGGCUUAGUUGUUUUUUUUUAAAAUUAAACGAUAUAAAUAAAUCAAACAGACCGAUCAUUUAAAUUUAGUCAAAAUUCGAAUUUCUUAGAUUUAGAAUUUAGAUGUUUAAGUUUAAGUAAUUUAAGUUUAACUUUUAAAAGUACUUAAACUUAAAGUCAAACACAUUGAAUUUGAUUUUGAAUAUUGAAAAUAAAUUAUAUUUAAAUAAUCUAUUCUCAACUAGUCAAAUCUAGGAUUAAAUUAAAGAUUUUUUUCAUUUAAAGAUUAGGCCACUAUUUAAUUAUUAACUACCAUUACUUUUUAAUUAGUAUUUGCGUAUUAUUAAUUGUUGUUAUUAUUAUUAAUAUCAUGAUUUUGAAAGGCCACUUGUAUUAUUGAUUUAACAUAAACAAAUUUGAAUUAAAAAUAAUUGGUGGAUGAUAGUUAUUCCAUAAUAUUAAUUUUAGUUAGUUAUGAUCAAUAGGCGCACUAUUUUUAUUUUUUUUAAAUAUUUUUUUAUUUAAAAAUAAUUUAUUUGAAUUCUUUUAUAGUUGAUGAGGGUAUUUCAUUGUAUUCAAAAUGGCAUGGCGAUUUAAAGUGUCCAAGUAUAAAAAUGCUGCACCAAAGUUUCCUAAAAAGGAGGUAAGAAAGAGGAAUUUCAAUCCCAGAGUGAAAAUGGUUUUAAUUUUAAAAAUCAUUGACAUCCACACAGCAUAUGAUAAUGUAGGCAGGAUAUAAUAUUUGUUUGAGGUUCCACGACUAUUAGACAUGGUAAGGAAAACUGAGAAAGCAUGUAAAGGGAGUUCCAUAUCAAAGAGGGUUUCAAUCAAUAUAACUUACUCUUAUGACUAGAUUCAAGGACACUUUUCACUUGGGCUAAAAAGAAUAUUCACACCAUAUAAAAUAUAGUGUAUAACAUGCAGGUUUUUUUUUGUUAGAAUGCACACAAACAGGGUACUGGCACCUUUUUUCUACAGACUUUCCAAAUAACUUUUUGCCAAUUUAUGUUUGCCCCACAUGCACUUGAAUCGCUCUGUCCAUUGUAGCAGGUCAGGGGGAAAAUCAUUAAAAUGAUGCCUGCGGGCUGCUUUGUGGAUUCGGUAGAAAAGCUGGGUUCGCACCGAGUGGCACUAAACCUAAAUACACCAGUGCGGGCAAAUAUUAAAUAAUUUAUUUUAUUUAAAAAUUGUUGGUAUAAUGGAAAUAAUUGCUAAUUACUUCUCAACCACCUGUCCUGCUAAUAAAAAGGCCAGAGUAUUAACAGACAUAAUGACAGAACACACGAAAAUAAUGACGCCAGUUGAUAUUUCUGAAUCCGAUCUUAAGAAUCAAAGCCAAAAUACUUCUUUUAAUGACUUGAUCAAAAAUAUCAAAUUUCUUUUUAAAAUUAAAGGGCCAUCCAGAAAUGACGUAAUGCUAUUUUGGCCACCUUUUUCCUCAUCAUCACAAAUUUAUCACAAAAUGAUACACCCUCAUAAUAGUUGAUUAUACAAUUGUGACCCUGCCACCUCAGAUGCGUGACUUCAUUAUGAAUGACCUCUAAAAUAUUAACGAUAUGUGAGUAUCUGCACCUUUUUGUUUGCAAAAAAAAAAGCACUGACAACAUGUAGCUUAGCAACCAAACAAUCACAGUCUAAGCAUUUCAGCUGACUUCAACUGAUGCAUACUAUUAGAAUUGGAAAUCAACAAACACAUAGGACUUAGAUAGAUGAAAAAGUACCUUUAAAAAAAAAUAACCUACACCUUUCAGAAUAAUGGCCUCAUAGUAUAAUUGAUUUACUGCCUCACCCAGAUGACCUACUUAGACUACUGUGAUCCGUCACAGUUUGUGAAAGACCUGUUAACAAUCAAAGCCCCCAUUCCAUAUUUCAAACUUAACCAAUUAUAAGAUGCUAAAUGUAAAUAACAUUUGGUAAUGAUAAACCACCAAGUGUUAGGCUACAUCGGGGACAGGCACCUGUUUUUGUGCAAAGGGCCACAUGGAAAUUAUUUAAAAUUUUUAUUUUUGGCAGAUUGCAUAAUAACUUUCUAAGACUCUAAGAGUUCUUGACAAUAAUUUACGUGAAAUGAGACCACUUCUUGGACUGACUGAUGUACAUGAUGCUGGAGAAAGUUUGCUAUAAAAUAUUUUUUGGAAAAUUUGAUGUGAUAUUUUAUAUCCCAUGGAAAUUAAAUUAAAAAAGAAAGACAACUAAAUGUCUGGGUACUAGACUAGUCCCUUUAGUCUCCCUUGAAUUCCAACAGGUACUGGGGAAAUCACAAACUUCUUUCCUGAGUUUUUAUAACACUUCCAGCUGAAAUGCUAUAUAAUUCACCAUCCUAUAAUAUAGCACUACUAGGCAGAAAAUGGAUCAACACCAUAAGUUUGUUCCUGGAGCUGUUCUUAUUAAAAACUGGACUAAAAUUGAAAGAUUGAAAGACUAAGUUCAAGUGAAAAUAAAUUUGAGAAGAAAUAAGGUCAUAGAAUGAUCAAAUCCAUGAACCAAUAUAAAACAAAGAAAAUCAAAUUAAUUUAUUUGUACUUGUCGCUUUUUGUUGACUGCGUGCUGAAGGCUUUUAGCCAUUGUGUUUGAUACUUUGUUGUGUCUCAUCUUGGGCUUUGGUAUGCCUCGUAUAGUCCCUUUUUACAGCUUGAUCCAAAAUUAUCCUGAUAGUGAAACUAAAGCAGAACAGGUUUGUACUUAUAAAAUGUUUUGUGUAACAUGAAAUUAUGUCAUUCAUUACUGUAUAGGAACUUAUUCAAGACAUUCCAGUUCAUGAUGUAACCCAGUCUUGUGGGAAUCACAUCAAGGCCAGCUCUGUCUACAUUGCUUUCAACAUUGACUCUGCUGGUAAGUUUAUUUUUAAUGUUUACUCUGAUGGUAGGUUAAAUUUUAAAGUUGCUUCUGAUGGUAGGUUAAUUUUUAAUGUUGCCUCUGAUGGUAGGUUAAUUUUGUCUCUGAUGGUAGGUUAAUUUUUUUGAUGCCUCUGAUGGUAGGUUAAUUUUUAAUGUUGGGUCUGCUGGUAAGUUUAUUAUUUUUUUUAUUGUGCUCUUCUGGUAUGUUUAAUUUUUAUAUUGACUUUGCUGGACAUUUUUUUAAAAAUCUUGACUCUGGUUGUACCUUUAUUUUUAAUAAUUUAGAUAUUAUUUACAUUUUUUUUGUUAUUACAGGUGGUGGAAAUCUGGGCUAUUUACCAUUGUCAGCAAGUGGUCGUCAAGGAAACACCCUGCCCAUUAUACAAGCUCACGGAGGUACACCAACUUAUCAUUAGCAUUUGUUUUUUUAUGUUCUAAAAAAUGGAGUUAUAUUCCCUUUGAAUAUCAUAUAUUGAGAACAUGGUCUAAAAAUGUAUAUCCCUGCUUUACAGCUUAUGUUGAGUUUUUUUUCCUAUUGCUGCGGAAAUAAUUUUUUUUGGAACUGUCUGUUCAGAUUUUGUGACAGACUUUGAUUUCUCUCCCUUUGAUGACUAUUUGCUGGCAACUGGGUCACAAGACAACAAGGUAAUUCAGUCAAAGAGUUUUACUUCAUGAUAAGGAAAUGUUCACCUGGUCCACCUGUGGUAAAAUAGACCUUGUGGCAGAUUCAAGGAAGGGAGGGGGGUGCGGGGAGGGACAUCAGGGCACUGAGAGGAUCCUUGUUAUGCAAUUGUUUUGCAUAACUGACAUGAUUAUUUUACGCAACAAGCUGGCAUACCAAAUGUAAAUAAAGAAAGUAUUUUUUUUUUUAAAAACCUAAAGCUCUCAGUGGCUCAAAUAUCAACAUUGUAAGUGGAAUCACAUUUUUACCAGUUUGCAAUAGAACAAUAUAUGAAAAUUAUUAAAUUUCAAUUUUUUUUUUCUGCAAGGAUCUACAGAAAUAUUAUCUUUCAGUCAUGAACUUAAGAGAGCUCACUUUAUACAUUUUAAAAACUUAUUUCUCAGGUAAACCUGUGGCUUCUUCCUAAUGAGGCUGCGGUGAGCACAUUGUCGGAGCCCUUGACAUCACUUCCAUUGUUUGAAAGACGUGUUGAGAAUGUCCUGUGGAACCCUCAGGUUGACGGGAUACUUGCCGUGACAUCAAAUACAACCGUCAAAGUAUAUGAUGUCACUGGGGCAGAUGGCAGAGAAAUCUUCAGUUAGUAGAUUUCAAAUACACUUUGCUAUGUCAUGCAGCUAGCCUGGUCUUGUGUUAUAUUGAUAUAUUGUAUUAGAAGAAAGGAAUAUAUGGAACACACAAUUUAUAUAAACUCUGUGCCUCUCACGAGGCUAACAUCUUGUUAAUGACACUUUAAAUAGCACCUACGGUUGAUGUUGAAUAGUACUUACGGAUGAUGUUGAAUAGUACAGAUGGUUGAGGCUGAAUAGUACCUACGUUUGAUAAUGAAUUUGCAGCAUUGAAGCUUCCAUGCCAAUAAUCAAAUAGCUCUUAUGUAUUUUCACUUCUUCAUUACCAUUAUUUAUGUUGUCCAGAUUUUUCUAAUCAUGGAGAUCAAAUUCAGAGUGUAUCCUGGCAAGGGGAUGGAGCCCUUCUGGUCACUUCUUGCAGGGACAAAAAAAUUCGAGUCAUUGAUCCCAGAUCAGGCAAAGUUGUGCAGGUUGGUCUAAAUCUGAAAUAAUUUCUCAAUCAUAUUAAUUUUUUUUACACUGCCUGAUCUAUCUAUGAAUCUACAUGGGAUGUACAGGUGUAAAGUUUUAGAUAAGUAUUUAUAUGACAUGUCACAAAUGGUAAUUUAAGGAUUAGUUUUUGCUCUCAAAUUUAAACUGCUACUUAAAGUAGUAUAGAGCUGGUAACAAAUUUAUGUUUGAUGAUUGAUUUUUUUUUUUAUAGCGCAUGUGUCCAUGUUAUUCUAGCAUGCUCAAAGCUCUCUGAUUUCAUAAACUCUUUUUAUUUCUUUUUAAAUUUCUCUUAAAUGAUUUUGUGUCAUUUUUAAAAAUUCCUUAAGGACUGAGGCAAACUGUUCCAUAAUUUAGGCGCUAUAGCUUCAAAAGAGUGCACUCUGAAGGACUUCUUUUCGUGUCCAUCCACACUGGGAACUCUCAGUAGGGACUGUUGUGUAGAGCGCAGUUACUUUAAGGAUUCAUAUUUGGAAAUAAGUUCUUUUAGAUAGUCAGGCCCAUAAUCAAAACAUAAGGCAUGAAUCAAAUGUUGUUGUGGUUGUGUAUAAUAAUAAGAUAUUUCCAUAACGGACAUUUUUUCCCCCUGAUUUCUUUAAUUGUUCAGGAAGGCAAUGGCCAUCAGAACAUCAAAGAUUCAAGAGUAUUGUGGUUGCCUGGUAAAGAUUUCAUAUUGUCAACAGGCUUCAGUCAGGUAUUCUAUAGACACAAGUUUUUGUCAAAUAAUCUAUUUACACAUUUUUUUUUCAGGUAAACUAUUAACACAGGCUUUAGCCAGGUUUUUUUUUUUAAUAUUAAAUUUUUGCCGUGCCUGAGGUUCCCCGAUAUCUAAAUACCCUGGUAUGCGAUAUUUUCAAAUCCCUACAUGUUUGUGAUGUAUGUAGUAUGAAACCAGGGUAAUUAUCAGCAGUAAGGGACAAAAUGUUAAUCUAUCAACCUGUUGUUACAUUUACAUUUUAUUUGUUACAUUAACCUUUUAUUUGUUACAUUAACAAUUAAUAUUUUAUUUUACUCUUCUAUUUUGUUAUUCAUUUGUUCCCUCUCUCAGACAAGAAGUAGAGAAGCGAAAAUCUGGGAUCCAAGAAACCUGUCUUCAUCUCUUGGUACAGUGCCGAUAGAUUCAUCUACAGGGUUGGUGUUUAAAUCUAUGCUAGAGCAAUAUGUGAAAAUUGAAAUAAAUUAUGACCUUUGAAAGAAAAGUGAAGUUAGUAAUGGGUACUUUUAAAGAUUCAAGACUUCGUGAGUCAUAAUAUGAUUACAUUUAACCUGCCAUUGGCAGUGAAACCUGACAGUGUAAUUUACAAAAUGCUGCCUUCAACUAUAAUCACAAGUUCUAGAUCUGCUGUUGAUUCUUUAUCUUAUGAUAAAAUAUUUAUUUUAGCAUUCGUAAUUAGUAAUGAAUAUAAUUAAUGACAUUUUCCAGGACCAUCAUGCCGUUCUAUGACCCUGACACUUACAUGACAUACCUUAUCGGAAAGGUAACGACACUCAUUAAAUACUUAUUAUUCGUCUCCUGUCAUCAUCAAGUUAACCUACUUAAUUUAAGAGUUAUCACAGACCUUACUUGAAAACAAGAACAAUUGUGUUUAAAAAGAUUUUUUUGAUUCAAGGGAUGCAUAGAAAUUAACAUGAUAUAACACCAAGAUUGUCAUCUCCUGUACGUAAACUGAAGAUCAAAAUCACACAAUAAUUCACUUUUCAUACACUUGUUUAAAAAAUGUCAAAUCUUAGGUUAUGAGUUCUUAUAAUCAUCUAAAAAUAGUCCACUACAGUUGAGCAUCUAGGACCAUGAGCCUAUAGGAAGUAUCAUUGCCUUUUGGGCCUCACUCUUUUAUACUGGAUCAUAUCAAUCUUUUACAUACAGGGUGACACCACUCUGAACUUUCUAGAGCUGGUAGACAAAGACCCAUACCUCACACCAGGUAUGUGGUUGUCCUAUUACUCAUGGGAAUUGCAAUUGGGAAUUUUUAAAAAUAAAACUUCAAUAUUGUGUUUAAUUUUCAUCCAGUAAUAUUAUUGCAGAAAUUUUAGCAGCAUUCCAAUUUGUAAACAUCAAUAAUUAGAGUCCUUUAUCAUACGUAGAUUGUGGAAUAGUUUUAAAAUACUUCAGAACCAGUACAGAGGGUGUGAGAUUUGAAGUAGAAAUAAAACUGAUUUCAACUAACUCAUCCGUCUUUGUUUUGUGUUCACUGUUUGCAGCUGGCGUUGACAGGACAGAGCAGAUAAAAGGCGCAGCGCUUGUCCCCAAGAGAGCCAUGGACUUGAUGGCUGGAGAAGUCAACAGACUAGUGGUGCUGUGUCGUAACUCUAUCAUUCCUGUGCCUUACAUUGUGCCACGAAAAGUAAGAUUAUCAAACCGUUUACUGCAAAAUCGUGAUUGGAAAUGAAGGUGUGCCGCUAGAACAUUUUUACUCAAAGUUGUGACUCUGUCCAGAAAAGUUGAAAGUUAAACAUCAACUUAAAACAAUGAAAGUGUUAGUGUGAUGAGCACCAAAACAUUUUCCUGAUAAAAAAGCAUGAAAAAAUUACAUUUUUAGUAUUAUUUGUUAUCACUGUUUUGGUUUUGUUCGUGAAUAUAAGACUUUCAUUAUGGCCUUUUCUGUUAAAUAUAUUAUAUCUGUAAGAUUAAUUUUACUUCAACCUUGGUGUCACGUCAUUUGUUUCUUUUUCAGUCCUACAGGGACUUCCAUUCAGAUUUGUUCCCAGAUACUCAAAGUGGUGAGCCUGGACUAACUGCUGACCAGUGGUUGAAUGGGCAGAAUACUGAGGUAUUUUAUAUAUUUACUUGUACAACUGGUCCUGGUAGACAUUCACAUUUGUGGCUAGUGAUACACAAAUCAUUUUCUGGAAGUCCAUUUUUUUAAUCAUGUUUUCAAUGCAUUUAAAAAUAUUUUAAAUUCUGGUCUUAUAUUAUUUUAAUUUCUUGGUUAAUUUUUUUUUUUUUUUUUUUUUUUUUUUAAGAAGGAAAACCCCCCCCCCCCCCCCCCCCCCUAUUAGAGGAUUGAGACGUUUGAUUACAGGCAUGAGGUAUCAAAAAUAUUUUUAGUUAAUUUUUUAAUAAAUUUGAAAUUUCAUUGUUAAUUAAAACAUUUAUUCUAUUGAGAUAACAUUGAUAUAUUUAUUCUGUUUAUAUAACAUUGAUUUACAUUUGGGCCUUGGAAUCCAAAAAUAAUCCGUCCCAGAACCCAGUUCAAGUUCCAAAUAGUUGAGUUCCAAAACAUUUUUUCCCUUUAAAUUAAUACUUGAUUAGUCCAUUCCUGGGCCCCGCAAACUCUAUGGAUCCCAGUUCUUUUCUUAAAGUUCUUGAACCACCCCCUAAUGGCUUUAAACUCCUCCCUUUGAUCGCUAGUGUCAGGCAUGCAUUGCACUAAAUCAUCGUGGAGGACUUUGGCUUCCUCUCAAAUUAUCGUCUCAGAAAUCACAUCAACAGCCUGGUGUUUUUCAUUCAUCCAAAAAAUGCAGAGUUUUUUCCCUUUAUCCUUUCCAUAAUUUUCUGUCUUUCAAAGGUCAGUGUCAUCAUUGCUCUCUGCCCACAUCAACUGCUUUGAUAGCUUUUUUUUUUUUUUUUUCAAAAUCGUAGUCUGUGUUUAGGCAUCCCAAAGUAGUAGAGAGAUCAACCACACAUUUACUCAUUUCAUGCUUACUGAUGAGAACUUUCUUAACCUUAAAUGUGGCUCUAACAGCUGUUGUCUUACUGUAACAGCUGUCAUCUUACUGUAGAACAUGCUGGGCAUUUGGAUUCCAAAGCAGCAAUUGGCUUUCAAGCAAAAAUUUGCUUGAAAUUUGCAUUUAGAUUCUAUGCUGUUCGAGUUCUAGGGCGUUUGGAUUCCGAGGCCCCACUUUAUUUUUCAGUAGAGGUAACAUUGAUACAUUUUGCCAGCUUCAGUAAAACUAUUUUUAUCAUUUUAUUUUCAGCCCAAAUUUGUCAAACUAGAACCCAAGAGUCGUCUAAUUUUACGAAACAGACGAGGAUUUCUUAUAAAUGGACCACAGCCAGAAUCCCCAUCACAAAAAUCCCCUCCAUCAAAGGAAGGCGGGAAAGUGUACAGUAAUGAUGAAACAGUGAAAAAGGUUUUUACAAUUUCCAUUUUGCUACUUAAGAGCAAGAUCAUCAUUUGCAAAAAAAACAGAAACUUAGAUUCUUUACUUGAGCUAUUUAAUUAUUUCUUUAUUAGUAUUUAUCAGAAAUACUUACAUUCAAAGAUUAGUCAGCAACAGCAAAUUACACUUUGAAUAAAUUAACUUCUUGAAUCCAAAUAAAAAAUUAUUCAUUUCCAAUCAACCAUCAAUGUUAAGUUUUUACAUGUAUAAAAACUUUUCUCCAACAAGUCAAGUCAGCAAGAUAUGGUUGACUCCAAGAAAAAUCAAGUGCCAUACACUCCAACACCAGACCAAGAGAUAACAGCUGCUACACAUGAGAAGCCGGGUGUGUCCCAGGUGAAAGCAAACAUACAGAAACCAGCAGUCCUGGACGAGAAACCCCGGUCCAUUCCAAAACCAAUAAAGCCAUUUUCAGGUACUUCCUUUUUCAUAUGGGUGAAACUAUUGAAGAAAUCUAUGCAGUCCUGAAUGUUUGUGUGAUAAUUUAGGCUAAUGUAUUCAAUAAUCGAGCAAGGAAAACUUUCCCCGGCCUCACCCCAUUUCAACGGAGAUUAGGUAGUUAGAAGCGAAAACAAAUUAAUUCAGCUUUUCGGCAAAAUAUCACCAUAUGGAAUCAAACAAACACUCUCCUACCAAUGAUCCUCAAAUUUCACUUAAUUUCUUUUCUUAUUUCUUAUAUUUUACUUAUUUCCAAAAUAUUUUUAUCUGUUAAAAUCUUAUUUUUUGUACUAAUGCUACAUAAAUUCUUUUGCUUCCUGUAAUCUUAAUUUUCGGAAGCCCAACUGCCAGUAAUAACAUUAAUGGCAAACACUUAAAGUUUUUGAACUUCUCUCUAUUUCUUGUUGUUUCUUCUUUUGUUCUGUCUGCCGAGUAAGGCUCUUAGCGAAAAUGUUCCUCUUGUAUAGUCCUGUCUUUAUAUUUCAACCUUCCACAUGCCUUGUUCUUCUAUUUCCUUCACGCAGCCUGAGUGCAGUCCUUCAUGUAUUAUAUUAUUCUGUUUAUAAUAAUUCUGCUGCCAGAAUCCAAAAUAAAAGAGAUUUUUUUUUAAAACUGAAUCUUCAAAUUAAUAUUGUUCACAUUUUAUUAAACAAUCUCUUUGUGUCACAAUAAUGUUCCAGAGUUUGAAUUAGAUUAGGUUAUUCAAAUUAGGAGUUAUUAAAAAAAAAUGUGUCCGAUUUUGUACACUUGUCAAGUCUUGUUUCUGUACUGAACUCGUUCAUUCAGGCAUGCGCCAGUCAAAGCCUUGUCACUGUCAAUAACAUUCAGGCUGAACUUGUUCAUUCAGGUGUGCGCCAGUCAAAGUUUCGCCACAUCCAAGGUCAGCUCCUUCACCCCAGUACCUUCAUCACCAAUGUCAGAAAUGUGUGUAAGACCAUGCCAGGUGAGAGUGACAUGUUUGCUGCCAAUGUCACCAGAUGUGCUGUGCCCACAGACAGCUUUGGUGGCUGUAUGCAUAUUUUUGAGGUCAGCUGAUAGAUGUACAAGUGUCAGUUAACCCUUUAUGGGGCAGAGCGGCCGAAAAUGUCUUUACCACUUAAAGUGCAAAACGCCCAAAAGUGUCAGUGAAGACUUAGUGUUGUUUUCUCGUGACCUCCGAGGCUUUGUGAGACUUCCUAUUGUUUACAUCCAGUUUUUCCGAUAGCUAAAUAGAGUAGGCGCCAGUUACAAAUAUUUAAUCGAUUUUUUUUUUAGUUUUAGGGGUUUAAAAAUUAUUUUUUUUCGAAAUGUAUUUUGCUGAUUAUUUGCCAAUUAUUCAAGUGGUAGCGGAGAUUUCGCUGGAUUCAAUUAAAGUGACAUUUAAGUGCAGGAAUUGACUGUAAAUUGGAACUAGAUGUUUAUAUUAUUAGUAAUAUUAGUGAAAUCAGUGUAGCAAGCAGUGUAAUUUGAGUGUUGAAUUUUACAAACUUCGAUUUUGUGUCAGUGUUUGUAAAUAAUAAAUAGAUGACUCACAAUCACAAACAAUAUGUUGUUUUUGCAAAUAUUUAUGUUUAUAUAAGGAUUAAUGGCAACAUGUGAGUACAAUUAUAAAUCUGCAUACAUUUUCCUUUAUUUUGCUUUUUAUUUCACACAAAUUUGUUGACUAACACCUUAGAUUUGAUUCUUUUGGUAAAAUAACUCUAAAUUUUACAAAAAAACGGAAAAGUGGUGCCCAUUCAGGACGUGCAAGAGGAAGUACCUCUGCCCCGUAAAGGGUUAAAGGGAAAUAGAUAUCUGAAAGAGUAAAAUUCGAUAGAUAUUAAUAAUUUUGAGCAGUACUAAAUUUUCUGUAGACCUGGGUUGAUAAUUUUAUUAGAGCUAGAAAUGUUCUUUUCGACAAUUUUAUAAGAGUUAGAGAAAUCGCCCAUCAAAAUAACGUAAUCCAAAUAUUUUUUUAUCCAAUGUAACACAUUUUUACAUUAUAUCUAUUUUGAUUUAGUUUAAGUUGGGAUAAAAUGUUUUAGAGCAUAGCUGUCCAGAAUAAAAGACAAAAAUCUUUUAUUUUUAUAGAGGAAUCAGUGAACCUGGACAUUUAAUUUUUGCAACACAGAAUAAAUAAAUUGCAUUUGCUAUUAUAAUGUCAUUCUUUUGUUGCUAUGAAGUGAGUGAUAAAUGUAUAGUAAAUAUAAAUAAAUAGGGAAGCUAUUCAGUGGAGUUGAUUUGUCAUGUGGUAAUGUUCCCCACAAGAUUGUAUCCUGUUGUGUUGUCCUCAGUUUUCUCAAGCCACAAAACUUCCAGACACAGGCGUACCAAUCAUUCAGAAUGGAAGCAAAGUAGCAGAUUUUGCCUGGGACCCGUUUGAUGAUAGUCGACUAGUUGUGGGUAGGUCUUUUUAGGUGUGGUUAGGUAUUUUUAGUUGUGGGAAGAAACUUUCAGGGCCCUGUGGGACUACAGUCGAAUUUUGAUGCAGAGUUGGAAGCUAUUUAAAGGGCACUGGAAAGUCUGCACAGUAUACAGUGAUGGGAGCUUGUGGGACUAGACAUGGUCAUUUUCUCUGAUUCAAGAUUUGCUCUUGAGAUUUAAAAAAAAAUUGUUAAUAAAGGAUUAAAACAGUUACAUGACAUUCAUUUUGUUACAGAGUGUAAAUAAUAUUUACUAUAGAAUUUUAAUAUACACAAUUUUAAAUAAACACAUUUUUUAAAAUACUUUAUUUUACUUACUUUAUAUAAAAUGGGAUAAAAUAAUAAUAAUUAAAUCAAUAAAUAAUGUGAUAAUUUAGAGAGUUUUUUUAUUUGUUGUUCUGCAGUAACCGACAAUGCCAAAAUAAAUGUCUGGAAGAUCCCAGAGGGUGGCCUUGCUGAGAACUUGGAGGAACCUGAAUAUUCUAUGAAAGGUGAAGGUUUCUUUUAUGCCAAAUAAUUUAUUAUUAAGUUAUAUAUAUAUAUAGAGAGAGAGAGAAGGAAAAAACAUUUAUGUACAGAGAGGGGAAAAUCACAUAAGGUGGACUGAUUUCUUACCAUGCUGAAACAAGGAGAUCAACUUGUCAAUGUUAUUUAACAGGAUGUGUACUCUGUGUAACAUGUAUUUAGAAGCAUGACCUCUGAACUGUUCAUUAAUUAAAUCUUGCUGUUUUCAGGUCACAUGGAGAAAAUUUACUUUGUACGAUUCCACCCUCAUGCAAGAGAUCUAAUAGUGACUGCAUCCUUUGACAUGACUGUCAGAAUUUGGGACCUGGCACAGCGUAAAGAAGUGCUCAGAUUGGAAGGUCAUGAUGACCAGGUAUGUCAUUUUGUUGAUGUGGUGAAUCAGAUACAGUUAAAUAGCAAGAGCCAGAUUUACCUAUAAGCUAAAGAUUUAUAGAUUAGGGCAUCAUAACCCAGAAGGGGAUACUGAAUCAGAAUAUGUUGGAGGGGAGGGGGUUAAAUCCUUUUAAAAUGUAUGUGUGCCAGAUGUAUAAUAUUGGUUCUUUUUCACUUUAUUGGAAUUCCUGUAAAAUUUUUGGUCCUAUCAAUUCUGCCUACUGAACAUGGGUCAUGCAAGUAUUUAUAAAAAAGGACACUAAUGGGAGGGUUACAUCUAAGGGUAUUAUAUUAUAUUGUUUGUCCUUAGCGCUCAAAGAGGAGCAGAGUUUGCCUUCUCUUAGAUGAGUUGUCAUCCAAGGUUAACGAGUCCCAUCCCCCCGGUAUAUAACAGGACAAACAUGAGGCACAAUCAGGGUAUUCUAAAAUGUGCAGAUGGCCUAGGCACAAGCCUCUAUUUAAUUCUGAUUAUCUGUCAAAGGCUUUUACUACCUUUUCCCCCCUUUUCAUUUACAUCAAUGAUCACAGACGUGUGUUUACUAAUCCUAUCUUUGGAUAACAAAAAAUCGGGGGAUGGGUUGCUAAUCGUCCAACCAGCGAGUCUCCAAGAGCAUCAUUACUCAGACCUAUGUUUUCCUCUAUUAGAUUAGAUUAGAUACUAAAAUAUCCAUCCGUGAAGCUCUAAACUCUUACAAAGUCAAUCUAUGUUCAGGUGUUCUGUCUUUCAUGGAGCAGUGAUGGCAAGUUCUGUGCGACUGUCUCAAGGGACGGUUUUGUCCGGGUGUUUGAGCCUAGGAAGAGUCCUUCUCCUCUCAGGGUAAGAAAUGGCUGAUAAAUUUUUUCAAAGCUUUAUAAAUUAUUUGAUAGAAGAAGAUAUCUUUUCACAAUUUUAUAUAUUAAUUUAAAGAGUAAGAGCUCUUUUCAUAGUUAAUUUAUUAAUUUAUAGAAGAAGAGUUGAGCAAGACAACUCUGAGUGCUCACUUUGCAUGUCAGCCUGUACCUUAUGUAGAUAAUGCCUCAUAAAUAACCCCAUUUCAUUAUUGUUCCAGAAAGGUGUUGGACCUGCUGGCAUUCGUGGAGCAAGGGUGGAGUGGGUCCUACAAGAUAAAUACAUUCUUGUCUCAGGCUUCGAUAAGUAAACACGCACUUUGUCUGAUAACAUUUUGGUAACACAACACCGGGGGUUUUCUCUCACAUACUCAGUAAACAUUGUUACAUGCAGGGCUGGGUAGCACUAUUUGGGAAUCUUAAAAAGUGUGUUAACUUGAAUUUAUGUUUUGUAGCAGAUGGGACGUUCAUCCCUUGCAGACGCCAUUGUUUCGGCAUGCUAUAGUUAGUUAAGAUAUAAAUUAAAACUUGGUAAUAGGUUUAAUAAAAUGUCAAAUGACAUGACAUGCGCGGCUUCUCUCCUCGGCAGAAAUUCUCUGCAGCAGGUCAUUAUCUAUAGAUUGAGUGACCUAGAAAAGUUGAAUGCUGUUGAUGUCACGACGUCGCCAGCCAUACUCAUUCCCUACUAUGACCCGGACAGUUCUGUUGUAUUUCUCACAUCCAGGGUGAGUCCACCAUGUCACUAGAGCACGUUAAAUGCAAUCGAUAAGCGGUUAAUACACUCAAUAAUACAAUAAAUAAUCUUCUCCAAAGCUGAUUUUAAAAUUAUAACAAUAGAUGUUCCAUCCGCAUUGUUUUUUUUUAAAAAGUUUAGAUUAAAGCAGGCCUGCACUGCUCAAAAUGUAAGGCGGGUCGUACUACCUUGUGAAAAACUUAUGCGGGCAGAAAGAAAACAGGACGGGGGGGGGGGGGGGGGGAGGGUGGGGGGAAUCGAUUGAGAAAAUAAUAAUGAUAAAGAAUAUUUCGUUACUUUGCGGGCCGCAAAGUGGGUGCUAGCAGGCCACAUGUUGUGAGGGCCUGGUAGUAAAUAUAGUUUAACUCUUUGACUUCUGAAUUUUGAUUUGUGGUUGAACUGAAUUAAAUUCCGGUCAAUGAAAACCAAUUAAUGGUUCCAACAGGAAAAAACAACAAAAAAUAAUAACCUGAUAUCCCUGAUUUUGUUAUCAAUGGCCAAUAAGAAAUGGAAAUUGUAAAACAGAUGAUGCAUAAAAUAAACGUAUUAUUAUUAUUUAGUUCAUAUUCGUGGGAGUAAAGUGAAAAAUUCCCUCCAAAAUACUAGUAUACAUUGUAACCUUGCUCUAAUGGAAGAAGAAAAUUUUCUGGAUCAAAGUGUAAGUGCAAUAGAAAUAAGAUUUGUCCAAACAGCCAGCAGACUUAAUUGCUCAACUGAAUCGUUGGCACUCAGUCAGUAUGAGCGUGUCUCAGUAGCAUGAAGAGAUACGUAAAACCUACAUUUGAAUGAGAAGUCGAGUUUUGUUGAGCCAUUAUUGGACAAGCUUACAGAUUAGGGACUUCACGAUUCAUUCUCUUAAUUCAAGGGGGAGCGACUGAUCUACACCUUUGAAGUAUCAGAGGAAGAGCCAUAUUUGUUUGAGUGCACUUCUUUCAAACUGGACACAUUACAUCAGUCUGUGUCUUACUUGCCCAAACAUGUCUGUGAUGUCAGGAAAGUGGAGGUGGCCAGGGCCUGGAGACUAACCUUGAACAGUGUUGAGGCUGUUUCCUUUACUGUGCCUCGGGUCAAGGUAACAGAAACAAUUUGCUAAAUGAAAUCUAUUUAUAUUAUUAUUUGAUUGUAUGUGUUUUAUUUGUAGAUAAAGGUUUGACGAACUGCAGCCCACUGGCCAAAUGUAGACACCACCUUCUUUUGUACGACCUGCAAGGUUACAACAGAUAUAUAUAUAUAUAUUGCUUUAUUUGAGCAGACCUAAAAUUUCCAGUGACCUCAAAUUUACAAAAUUAUGAUGUUUAUAAUUUAUGUACUGGUCAUUGUUAGCAAAUUAUCAAUCGUUUAAACACCAAUGAUGAAAUAUCUAAUUUUCUUCUUUUCAAGCACAUACUUUAAAUUUCCUGACUUUAAUAAAAUAUAAAACAAGUGUCCUUCAUUAGGAGACUGUUAUUUAAUCCAAUGAUAAUUAUAAAAAAUUAUAUGCACAAUAAUCUUAACGAUUUGCAAUUACUAAAUUACUGGUGUCUUGAAUUUGUUUACAGUUGGAAUAUUUCCAAGAUGACUUGUUUCCUGACACCAGGGUGACCUGGGAGGCCACUCUCACUGCUGAUGAAUGGUUGGCAGGAAAAGAUAAGCCACAAAGGUGCAUUAGUAUGAAGCCUGUAGACAUGAUUCCAUGUAAGUCGCCUAAGGAUUAACCACCUUAUAAGUUCAAACACAUGAAAUUGGCUUAUUCUAUCUACGGAAAGUACAUUGCCAAAUAUGUUUGGAGAUUCUUCAGUCUAAUUGUUACGCACUGACUUGUAUUGGGAGAAAUUAAUCUCCUAUUUUAAUUUUAAUUGGCUCGUUGUAAACAGUGCCUAACAAAGGACGAUACCAUAUAAUCAACAAUAUUAAAGAUACGACCCAAAACAGUUUCUAGUUACAAUUAAUUAAGAUUUAUUAUGUCUUAAGAUAAUUACAAAAUAAAAUAAAAUAAAAUUACAAUCUUCAACUUACAGUAUGGCAGAUGUCGUACCGGUACACAGUUAAUACAAUUAGAAAUAAUGAUGCCAAUAAAUAAUGCGAAAUAAACACAUAUAAGUAGGAGCACACAAAUACACAAAGAAUAAAACACGCCUCGUAUGUUAAGAGAAUCUAUAUGAAAAUCUCCGUCCCUCGACCGUGCCUGUCAAUCCCUUAUAUAGGUGGGUCUACCGACGCCCAAGCCCUGCCUUCGAGCAGCUACAUGACAUAUCUAGAAAAAUCCAAAUAAUUCUACAAAAUACUACUUGGAAUAGAUUAAUUAUUUUUAUUCGUUGGCGGCGUAAACAAGUUACUUCAAAGACCUAAGCCACACCCCUUUGUGAACACAGCGUCUCAUGCGGGGUCAAUCAGAGGGGACGCACGAGAAAUAUGAUGUAAACAAGCUCUCUAUAACACUAAUUAAUUCAUUGAAAUUUUAUUAUUUUUAUCAAGUUUAUUAUUUUGUUUUAUUAUUAAGUUUUCACUAUAUCAAAAAUAAAUCAAGUUUUAUUUCAUAAUAACAAACAAAUGUUGUUUUGUUUUUUAGUUUUGCUUUCUAUAAGAUUUUGCAUAUAAUUUGUUCAAGUUUGUCUAUGAAAACAUUUCAGUGAGUCAGGCUCCAGCAGACGCUCCAAAAAUUAAAAAGUUUGAAAGUUUUAAUGUGGACACAUUUAAAACAGAUGAGCAGAAAAAGGAAGAGGUGAGCCUAGUUUUGUGACAGUUCUAUUUACGCUAAAUUCCAGUUUAAUCAUAUAAAAGGUAGAUUUGGUGUUCUGAAUUGGGUUAAAGGGAGAUUUGGCAUUUGGGAUUAGUUAAAAGGGAGAUUCUGCAUUCUGAAUUAGGUUAAAGGGAAGUUGGCAUUCUGAAUUUUAGUUAAAGCGAGUUUUGGCAUUCUGAAUUAGGUUUAAGGUAAAGUUUGCUUUCUGAAUUAUGUUUAAAUUCUGUUGGGAUCCACAUUUUCAUUGUAUCAACUUUAAUGUAUUUGCAUUAUUAUGAGAAAUAAGUAUGAAAAAAAUGGAAAUCACACAUGAAUUAUUUUUUUUUAAUGUGUAACAUUUUACUAUGGGCAGAAAUAGAGCUUGAUUUUAAUAUUUACCGGUACCAAUGUCUGUAGUUGCUGAAUGCCAUGGUUGGAAAACUGGAAAUAUCGAGUGAGCCACUGCCACAGCUGCUGACUGAAGGAGUUGAAGAUGCUGAAUGGGUAAGCUGUUGA
Molecule: messenger RNA, 17253 nt
Organism: Lymnaea stagnalis (great pond snail)
Lineage: Eukaryota; Metazoa; Mollusca; Gastropoda; Lymnaeidae
Source: the annotation of a GenBank genome assembly